AUGUGCGAAUUCUUCCCAUCGAGGGACGACAACGGCUGCGUCGUCCGCCCGAUGCCCAUGGUGAAGCUUCACCUCGCCCAACCGACCCAACUGAAGAGCAUCGUCCAACUCCUUCUCACCUACGAAUCAAGCAUCGUCCAACGGCCGAAAUUCGAAGGCACGCAUUCCGUUUUGGCACCGCUACUUCCCGAAGCGGCCAUCUUCUACCUGGAACACUACGGUCCUGAAAAAUAUGCAGAGGUGUUCCUCGGAGAGUUCGACAACCCGGAGAUCAUUUGGAAUAACGAGAUGCGUCGCCACCUUAUUGGCCGCGUCGCCGUGCACGUUGGGGAAUUUUCGCACCGGUUGACGAGCAAUGUCAAGGCCCUCUACUCAUUUUGUCCAAUCAAUGAGGUCGACUAUCCGGAGCUGGAAAAUGAGCUCUUCUGCCACGUCUACUACCUACGACACCUAUGCGAUCGGCAGCGAUUCCCGGACUGGCCGAUUCGCGAUCCGGUUCCUUUCCUUCGGUCAUGCCUAGCCGCCUGGCACGAAGAAAUCGAUCGUAAGCCCCCGGCGAUGAGCCUUGAGGUGGCCUGUCAAACACUUGGACUCGACCCAAAUACCGAAGGUUGGAAGGAUCCGGCUGCGAUCCGACGGGCCUAUCUGAAGCUAUCCCUGAAAUAUCACCCGGAUAAGAAUCCCGACGUGAACGACCGCGACAAGUUCCACCAAAUCGGCACGGCAUACGAACUGCUCAGUUCCGAUAGGAAUAAGAUGUACAUGCCGGACCCUGAACGGAUUGUGCUCUGUCUGCGUGCCCAGAGCAUCGUCUACGGCCGCCAUUUGAAAGAACUGGGCGAGUACAAAUACGCCGGCUACGGUCAGCUGAUCAAGACGAUCGAUCUCGAAGCAAAAGAUGCUCAGUUGUUCCAAAAGGGUGGAGGUGCCCUGUUAGCUGCAGCCAUCGAGUUGGCCAAGUACACGCUGACCAGCUCGCCGCUGAAUGCCGAGCAGUUGAGACGGGAAAAUGGGUUGGAGGCUUUGCAAGUGGCCUUUGAUCGGUGCAGCCCCAUGAUAAAGCAAAGUGCUACCAGUGAAGACAUGCCCGUACAGGUGUGCGAGCAAAUUUGCUACUGCCUGGCCACCGCUUCCCAAUUUGAAGGAUGUCGCUACAAGAUUGCCGAAAUGCCCUCGGUGUUCGACAAUCUCUACUAUUUACUCCAAUUUUCGACCAUCCCGUCCCUGGCCAUUGCCGCAGCCGAUGCCAUCACGGCAAUGUCUAUCGAAACAUUGCUGCAAUUGCAAAUAUUCCAGAAUGGAGCUCUCUGGCAGCUGAUCCCUCACAUUUUCCAUUUCGACCACACGCUUGAUGAGGGCGGCGUCCAACACAACGAAAGCAGCAACAAGCAGGCACAGGCGAAUCGGCUCGGGCGAGCUUGUCUAGAGGCAAUUGCGUCGCUGGCCGGUUACCGAGAAAAUUGCCCGGAAAAUGACGGUGUUCGGCGUAGCGUGCGUGCGAUGCUGACGCCAUAUGCGGCCCGUUUGAUGCGCAACGGCGAAUGUGAUCUGGUCCUAAAAACACUGAACAGCAACACGGAAAACCCAUAUCUCAUCUGGGACAACGCUACCCGUGCCGAAUUACUCGAAUUUGUCGAUCGCCAUCGCAAUGCCGGCAAAAAUUCGAGCGAGCUGUUCGGGGCCGAAUUCUCGUUAACAAUAUACGCAAAGGAGCUGAUUGUCGGUGACGUCUUCAUCCGCAUCUACAACGAGCAGCCGUCAUUUGUGCUUGAUGAUGCAAAAGGUUUUGGCGCCGAUCUGCUGGAGUAUAUUGGGAAACGCGCUGAUGAGUUGUGCGGUGCCCCGAUGAAGCCGAAGACCAACGGAGACUUGAUUGACAUCGAUGUCGAUUGGGGAGCGCCAGUGGGCAGCACCGGCUUGACGGCCGAGAACCGUGUUUUGAUGUCUUUGACGGCGUUGAACCAUGUGCUUGUGGCGAAUCCAGGCGUCGAAGUGCUGUUGAUCGGCCAUUUCAACAUGCUGAAGCGGUACCUCCGCUGCAACAGCCGCCCCGAUCUGCAACGUGCUGCUCUGAAGGUCCUAUCUCUGGCCUCUUCCAACAAGGAAUGUGCUUCGGACGUGGCGACGGUUAGCGUGUGCACGACGCUCUUCGCUCUAUUAGCAUCGAGCCUGAAUGAGCAACCGACGAUUCUUUCCAUCUUGAUCGCUUUCACGUCGAACGGGCAGUUCGUCAAGGAGAUUUUGGACUUUGGCGGGCUACUCUACAUCCUUUGCAUCACUCUACAAGCCAAUCGUGCCGACGUGGCGGGACCCGAAAGACUGCUCUCAGUCGAACUUCUUGCUCGUCUACAAUCCGACAAGCUCACCGGUCCCAGAUGGACUAGGUUCAUCAAUAAAUUCUUGCCACCCAUCUUCUCGGAUGCUCUUCGCGAUUCUCCAAAUACAGCGUUGACGAUGCUUGAUUCCAACAACGAGAACCCGGAGUUGAUCUGGAACGAGGAGACGAGGAAAAAAGUGUUCAACCUGCUGAAGACGCAGCGCGAUGAUUUGAUGGAGAAGCAGAGCAAGACCCCGAGCACCAAAUGGGAUACGACGGAAGUGGCGAAGGAGACUUGGUGUGCUUACGCGGAUACGCUGUCAGGGGAGCUGGUGAUUGCUGGCGUCUUUGUUCGGUUGUACCUCGCGAAUCCUGGUUGGGCGGUGCGCCACCCCAGGCAAUUCUGCUCCGAGCUCAUCGACAAGGUGCUGGAACAAAUGCGGCGCCCCACCAAGGAUCUCACGAUGAUCACGUCUGCCCUCGUCGAGCUGAUGCGCUGCCAUCCGGGCACCGCGGAUUCGAUCCCCGGCCAGGGCUAUCUGCAGCACUUCUGCGAGGCGAUCCGCUACCAGAACGCCGAGUCUUCCCGAUCGGCCAUCCUCAUCCUACAGCAGCUGGCCGAAAAUCAGUACUGCGCCGACGGGCUCUGCAAGCUCAACUGCAUCGAGGGGAUCAAGCUGUCGAUGAAAAAUCAGCCAGCGCUGAUCUGGGAGAGUGCGCACACGCUACGUCUGCUGCUGCAACGUCAAAGUGGCGAUCUGGCCCCUCAGCUUCUAUCCACCGGUUCCGUCGAAUUCCUGUUGGAGUUGCUGGCAUCGCCAAUGGCUGGCGUCGCAAAGGCAGCUGCCGCCCGAGCUGAGAUCGUCGAUAGCCUGAAAGCGGCCUGCUUGGACUUGAGGGUCGGGAUCGAGAUCUCGAAGAAACUCGACGCUAACCCUAUCUGGGCCCAAUACAAGGAACAACGCCACGACCUAUUCCUACCUGCCUCCCGGACACAGGCCAUCAUGGCUGGACCCGGUGGCGGAGCACGACCGGCUGGAUAUUUGACCGAGGGGAUGUUUGUCCCUCCACCAAUGGCCACUCAACCUCCACCGCUGAGCAACGCUCCACCUCCUCUG
Molecule: messenger RNA, 3435 nt
Organism: Mesorhabditis spiculigera
Lineage: Eukaryota; Metazoa; Nematoda; Chromadorea; Rhabditida; Rhabditidae
Source: the annotation of a GenBank genome assembly